AUGUUCAAUUCGAAGAGACCGUGUGUACGUAAAGAUUGUCCAUUAGCACAACGUACUGUUAGGGAUGGAGAUUUAAUAGGGAUAAACUAUCCAUUACGUUCUCCAUCCAGCACCAACAUUCAUCCGAAUGCUCGAUGGCAACAAAAUGGUAUCACUGUAGCUGGAGGAAAUCGACAAGGCAAUGGAAUCAAUCAACUCUCAAACCCAUUGGGUUUGUAUGUUGAUGAUGAUCAAACAAUUUAUGUUGCUGAUCGAGCGAAUCACCGUAUUGUGGAAUGGAAACGAGGUGCAACAAGUGGCCAAGUGGUUGCCGGUGGAAAUGGACAAGGAAGUGGAGAUCAUCAAUUGCAUAACCCAAGAGAUGUGAUUAUCGACAAAGAGAGAGAUAGUCUCAUCAUAUGCGAUUAUUCGAAUAGAAGAGUGGUUCGAUGGCCUCGUCGAAAUGGGACAAGUGGAGAAACAAUCAUCUCCAACAUCGCUUGUAUGGGUUUGACAAUGGACGAGAAUGGAUCUCUCUAUGUCACUGAUGUUGAAAGAGAUGAAGUGAGACGAUAUCGAAGAGGAGAAUCUCAAGGAACAGUGGUUGCAGGUGGCAAUGGAAAUGGAAAUCGUCUCGAUCAACUCUCUUUCCCACGAUACGUAUUCGUCGAUCGAGAUCAUUCAGUGUACGUAUCUGAUGAGAUAAAUCAUCGUGUGAUGAAAUGGAUGGAAGGUGCAAAACAAGGCAUUGUCGUGGCUGGUGGUCAAGGAGAAGGAAAUGAUCUUACACAAUUGUCAUCUCCUCGAGGAGUCGUUGUCGAUCAAUUGGGCACUGUCUAUGUGGCUGAUUGGAGGAAUGAUCGAAUCAUGCGUUGGCCUAAAGGAGCCACACAAGGAAGUGUCAUUGUUGGUGGAAACGGUAGUGGAGAACAAUCGAAUCAACUUCAUUGGCCCGUCGGUUUGUCAUUCGAUCGACACGGGAAUCUCUAUGUCGUCGAUAGCAUCAACGCUAGAGUCCAGAAAUUCGAACUCAAAUCCAAUCCGAACUCAGCCUUAAAACCCAGAAAAUAGCGUCAAAAAACAAAAACUUUCACAAAAUGAUUCAUCCAAUUAACUAAUUGCUUAAUUAACAAAAGUAAACAUUAAUUAAUACUUUAUACACUAAGCAUAUUACAAACAAUAAAUCAAUAACAACUGUCACGAAAUGAAAAAACACCCAUCGUAUAGUAGGAAACCGUAAACACACAUAAAAACGGAAACAACAAAACAUGGCGGAGACCUGGCUGACUUUCCUCAAAAUGGAAACCUUGGAUUUUCCACGUCGAUCCCAAGGUUUCCAUGAGAGGCAACGAAGUCUGGCACUUGGAAUAUUGUAGAUCAUGAUGAAUUCUAUCAGAUUCCAAGGAUUCCAAAAGAUUGUAAAGUGAGAACCCAUGCAGCUUUCGACCUCCAGAAAACCCCUAUGGUAUCCAUCGGCCCUUAGAAGCAUUGCCAAUGCUUCCAAGGAUUCCAUGACAGACAACAAAGUCUGGCACUUGGAAUAUUGUAGAUCAUGAUGAAUUCUAUCAGAUUCCAAGGAUUCCAAAAGACUGUAAAGUGAGAACCCAUGCACCUUUGGACCUUCCGAAAACCACUAUGGUCUCCAAAGGACUUUUGAAGCAUUACCACUGACUCCAAGGAUUCCAUGAUUGACAACAAAGUCUGGCACUUGGAAUAUUGUAGAUCAUGAUGAAUUCUAUCAGAUUCCAAGGAUUUCAAAAGAUUGUAAAGUGAGAACCCAUGCAACUUUGGACCUCCAGAAAACCCCUAUGGUCUCCAUAGGACUUUUGAAGCAUUGUCAAUGCUUCCAUGGAUUCCAUGAGAGACAACAAACCCUGAUACUUCGAAUAUUGUAGAUCAUGAUGAAUUCUAUCAGAUUCCAAGGAUUCCAAAAGAUUGUAAAGUGAGAACGCAUGCAACUUUGGACCUCCCGAAAACCCCAUAUGGUCUCCAUAGGACUUUUGAAGCAUUAAAGCUGACUCCAAGCAUUCCAUGAGAGACAACAAAGUCUGGCACUUGGAAUAUUGUAGAUCUUGAUGAAUUCUAUCAGAUUCCAAGGAUUCCAAAAGAUUGUAAAGUGAGAACCCAUGCAACUUUGGACCUCCCGAAAAUUCCUAUGGUCUGCAAAGGCAUUUUGAAGCAUUACCAUUGACUCCAAGGAUUCCAUGAGAGACAACAAAGUCUAGCACUUGGAAUAUUGUAGAUGAUGAUGAAUUCUAUCAGAUUCCAAGGAUUCCAAAAGAUUGUAAAGUGAGAACCGAUGCAACUUUGGACCUCCAGAAAACCCCUAUGGUCUCCAUAGGACUUUUGAAGCAUUGUCAAUGCUUCCAAGGAUUCCCUGAGAGACAACAAAGUCUGAGACUUCGAAUAUUGUAGAUCAUGAUGAAUUCUAUCAGAUUCCAAGGAUUCCAAAAGAUUGUAAAGUGAAAACCCAUGAAACUAUGGACCUCCAGAAAACCGCUAUGGUCUCCAUAGGACUUUAGAACCAUUACCGCUGACACCAAGGAUUCCAUGGGAGGCAACAAAGUGUGGCACUUGGAAUAUUGUAGAUGAUGAUGAAUUCUAUCAGAUUCCAAGGAUUCCAAAAGAUUGCGAAUUGAGACCUCAUGCAACUAUGGGCCUCCUGAAAAUCCCUAUUGUGUCUGUAGGUAUUUUGAAUCAUUGCCAAGGCUUCCAAGGAUUCGAUGAGAGGCAACAAAGUGUGGCAUUUGGAGUAUUGUAGAUCAUGAUGAAUUCUAUCAGAUUGCAAGGAUUCCAAAAGAUUCUGAAGAGGGAGCCCAUGCAACUGUGAGCAUCCCGAAAACCCCUAUGGUAUCCAUUGGUAUUUUGGUGGAUAGGAAGGAAGCCGCGGAGUCGAUGGAAUGAAACAAUAUCUGGCAUGCAGAAUAUUGUUGAUUGUGAUGAAUUUCUGGCAAGGGGGAAACAACUGACUCCGGGAGUCCGGGACUCCUUGGGACUUCAUGGGACUCCAUACAUAUGCGGAGUUCAAAAGCCCUUGCUAUUAUUUAAAUCUACUGCUUUUCACGAUUGAUUACUAAAAACAAAGAAAAGAAAUUAUAUAAGUGAAAAUAUGUUAACAUUUGGGAAGAUACGAAAAUUAUUCAAUUACUGUUUGCUCAAAAGAAGGGCUUUUAUUACUAUCAACAUCUCAUAUAUUUGCUUAAAAUUCAUGGGUAGAGUGUAAAACAAAUUAAGAAAAAAACAUAUGUAUAAACAUAAAAAUAAUAAAUUACGAAAUAGACCAAGCAUGUA
Molecule: messenger RNA, 3270 nt
Organism: Rotaria sp. Silwood1
Lineage: Eukaryota; Metazoa; Rotifera; Eurotatoria; Philodinida; Philodinidae
Source: the annotation of a GenBank genome assembly